Messenger RNA from Vespula vulgaris, 1744 nucleotides. Its product is annotated as bromodomain-containing protein 4-like. The transcript is spliced from 2 exons. Lineage: Eukaryota; Metazoa; Arthropoda; Insecta; Hymenoptera; Vespidae. The record is from RefSeq and is a predicted model, not a curated record. Bases 31 to 1593 code for a protein of 520 amino acids.
UCUCUUAACAACAGUUUGAAAAAAAGAAUCAUGCGUCUUACGAUCGUGCAGUUCCUUUUGAUGCUGGUCCUAGCUUUGGCUGUAGCUGGACCAGUAUCCAAAAUUUCUGAGAAGAAAUCUUUGGUCGAUAAUACGAAACUCGUAAAGGAGGUUCCGAAGAUCGAAGAGAUCGGCGAUGAAAAGGAUCGAUCGAAGAAAUCUACCACGACUUUCUGCGUGGAAAUCCGACCUGGAAGCAACGAACCUGUUCAGAUACCUUGUGCUUGCAAGAACAAGGAAGGAAACGUUCCACAAUUAAGCGUUCAACAAACUCCUGAUAGCCCAGCUCUUUAUUCAUCUCCUCAAUCGGUCCCAGCACAUCCACACAGUCCUCAGAGCGUGAAUAUUAUCCAUGCACCAUCUCAGCCACCUCAAACAUUAAACAUCAUUCAACCAGCACCGACUCUGCACGCCGUACAAUUCCUACAACCUCAAGGCAAUAAUCCACCAGCUAUCCAAACCCUUAAUUUCUUGCAACCAUCUGCCCAAUUAUCCGAGCCAGCACAUCAAUCUCUUCACAUCACAUUGCCAUCGAAGCCAGAAUCAGAAUUAUCCGAACCUGUUUAUUCUGAGAAAAUUAUCCUGCCACCUUCCGAAUCUGCACCUCAGCCAGAAUCUCAACCAGCUCCUCAGUCAGCUCCUCAGCCAUCUCCUCUGCCAGUCGUUCAGCCAGUUGUUCAGCCAGCUGCUCAGCCAGAACAUGGCGAGCACUCGCAUAAAUCGGAAGUUCAUGUGUCGGUUAUGACCGAAGACAAGAAGGAUAACGAGGAACAAAAACCUUACUCAGAGGUCGUCGUACAACCUCCAAGACCUGUCGAAACUAUCAAAGUGGUACCAGUGGCUCCGAUUCGUCAACCCUAUGAAGAACAAGUCGUCGUUGUGCCAAAUCCUGUUUUAGUAACGAAUCAACAGGAAAAUUGCCCUCCUACUAGUAUUGUUCAAGUACCAUCGGUUCCUUACGGAGCGAACUACGAAUCGGUCAUCCAAGUACCAGGAUCAACGUUUCAACAAUCAGGACCAUUCCACACCGAAUGCAGCUGCAAACAAACGCAUCCAGCACAUCCAGAUGCAUCUUCCUCAUUAAGGACUCAUUUUAAGGACAAGGGUACGAAGAUUAUACCAAUGAUCAUCUAUCCUCCUGCUGCAUCCUCCGCUCCUGUAUCAUCACCCGCUCACUAUACCUCGGAACUGGCUUCUCUUCCUCGCCCAUCUAACUAUCCAAUGGUCAUUAUGCAGACGACAAGAAAUAAGGACGGAAUGCAACCAGAAGAAAUGUCUGAUAUGAAAACCUAUAAAUCUAUGGACGGCUCGGCUCGUUAUAGCUAUGAUCAAAAUCCAAAUAUGUACUACGAUAUGAGUACAGGAAUGCAACUUAUGGAUAUCGGCCGUCAAGCUGCCCCGACUCUCGAAAAUCGAAAAGAAGAAGAAAACAUGAUGAAAACGAGCGGAUUGCUUAACGAACCUCUGAAACCUAGAUUCACAAGAAACGAUAAGGAUGCCAAGAUAAACGAGAAAAUAAUCGAGGAGAAAACUUCAUCGACGAAAAUCGCUUAAUUCGAAGGACCGGCUUUCAACGUUUUCAGUGGAUAAUCCAUUAAAAUUACUUUGAAACGUCUCAUUCUCUAUUUUCUUAUUGUUUAUCUUGUAUCUUUCGAAAUAUUACGAUCGAUAAGAUGUACAAAUAAAUAAAAUAUAAAUAACAUGA